This is a messenger RNA of Raphanus sativus (radish), 1868 nucleotides long. RefSeq names its product putative F-box protein At2g02030. The record is from RefSeq and is a predicted model, not a curated record. Gene Ontology annotation, molecular function: protein binding. Lineage: Eukaryota; Viridiplantae; Streptophyta; Magnoliopsida; Brassicales; Brassicaceae. Bases 69 to 1352 code for a protein of 427 amino acids. The transcript has a single exon.
AAUAAAAGGAAAAAAAGGAAAAUCGAGGGUUGCCUGUAUAAAUUAUAGAUUAGGGGGAGUGGAAGAACAUGUUGGCGUCGAUGGAGAUUUGUGAGAGAAUGGUGAGAGAAACGAAACGCAGAAGAAAAGGAAGAAGAGAGUGGAAGACUGAGAUCCCCAAUGAUGUCAUGGAAGAAAUCAUGAUGAGGCUUCCUGUGAGAUCGAUUGUGAGGUUUCAAGCUGUUUCAAAGCAUUGGGAAUCGGUGAUUAAGACGAGAGAUUUUGGGACAAGACACAUGGCUCAUCAGAGAAGCAGCAAGGAUCCUAAACUCAUGUUUGUCUUUUUUGGUCUACAUCAUAUCGAGUUUGAGCAAAGGGACUUGGAGACCACUUCUCUUGAAGAGAGCCUCUAUCUUGCAAUUGGAGAGAUUAACGGUCCUAUCGAGAUCUCCGAAGGCUGCGAUGGCCUUGUCUGCAUCUACUGCUUGACUCAAUCAGUGAGAGUGGUAAAUAUGGCCACAGAAAAGGCGUUGUUACCACUCCCCUUGGCGAAAUUUCAGCAGCUCCAUAAAAAAUAUCCAGAUCCGGAUCUGGAGCGGGAGCUAAUAGCUGAAGAUGAUGUUCGUCCUCCGCGUCUUCCAUUCAUAUCAUUUACUAUGUUCGGAUUUGGGAAAGACAACGUCACAGGACGAUAUAAGAUAGUGUGGCUCUAUAAUAUAUAUCCUACUACCUUGAACAAGAAGAAGAAGACCAGAUGCGAGGUUUUCGAUUUUGAGGAAUGGAGAUGGAGAUUCGUGACUACCAGACCUCUUGAUCAUCACCAAAUCUUGUCUAAUCAGAGGCCACCGUGUGCAAACGGAUCGUUGUACUGGCUCACGGGAGACCAACGAGGAGAUCCAUCAACACAAACCAAGCUCAUAGUUUUCGAUAUUCAUACAGACAUGUUUCAAGUCACCUCAACACCACCUUUUAUUUCCACUAAUGCCUAUAGUGACAAAAUUGGUUUAUGCAAUCUUGACGGUCGUCUGUGCAUUUCUGAACUCAAGGGCGAUUGUAAGCAAGAGUUUUGGUGGAGGGUUGAAGAAUGCGACAAGUGGGAGAGAAUCUUUUCUGUUGACUUGAAUUCUACUUCCUGUUGGUUUGGUGGUAUCACUUCACAGCCUCUCACACCUUUGGCCAUUUCAAGGGUUGAGAACAAGGUCGUUCUCUCGCUUACCCAUCAAAAGAACCUUGUUGACUUUGAUCUUGAUCCUGACUCAACUGUUUAUCAUUUGUAUUAUUCUGGUGACUACGGCUUAGCUGUUCCUUAUUUUCCAAGUUUAUCACCUGUUCCUUCAUGCAACUCUCUAGCUCUCUCUUUUUCUUCUUUCUGAAACUAUUUGUCUUCUUCAGUAACAUUAAAAUGUGUUAUUAUGUUCAAAUCACUUCUUAUUUAUGUUAUGAUGACCUAGUUUUUUUAUCAUCAAGUUAUGCGCUGAGCACUUCUUAUUUUCUUUGCCACGGACACUUUAUAUACCACAUUAUUUCUCACAAGCUUUAUAGUUCUGUUCUACUUUUGGAUUUAAACUCCAGUUUAACAUUUUUGUUUUGUCUCAAGCUCAGAACCACACAAGUGGAUGAAGAGAAAGAAGUCAAUAGCAUUUGUGUGUUUAUUUUUUGAUCAAUAGCUGAUACUAAUUCAUCUCUCUUUCUUUUGGCUUUACCUCUGGCUCUCAAAGCAUCUCUUGCUAAGGUUUCUGUAGAAACGCUAAAGAAAGGUACACAACACCUCUUAAUAAAAAUAAACCAAUAGUUUGGCUCAAGGCCCUCUCUCUUCAUUUCCAAUAGCCUUUUCCACUGUUAUACUCUUUGCUCCGGAGGUAAGCAUCAAUGACUGAACUGAACUAUAA